AGGAGGAGCAGGAGAGGGUGAAGGAGAGGAGGAGCGGGAGAAGGGGAAGGAGGAGAGCAGGGCCGGCCCGCCCCUGCCCAGCCCAGCCCGCAGGAGGCCGGAGACCAGCCGGGCGGCCCAGCCCUCGCCUUCCGCUUCACCUACGCCCAAGGUGCGGCGCAGAAGCCGGGCUGCGCGGCGCCCGCCCGGGAGGAGCCGGUGCUGCAGCCGCCUUGCGUUCGGUCCCCGGAGCUCCGAGCCCAGCCGGCGGCAUGUAGAGGCGGCCGCAGAGCCAGCUCAGAUUUGCAACUCUGAGGAUUUUUUUUUUUUUUCUUUUUGGUACUGCGGGCGCGCGGCAACCUUGGAUCAACGCCCCGCUGCUCCGGCCCACUCUCUCCUUGCAAGCUGCGGUUUCCUGGCGAAAACAUUAAAGGGUCUGAGGAAGGGGCGCGGGGCCGAGACUCAGAGUGGGACCCGGGAUCUCCCCGCGCCCAGUGGGCAACCAUGACCGACGAGAGCUCCGAUGUCCCCCGGGAGUUAAUGGAAAGCAUAAAGGAUGUUAUUGGCAGAAAGAUCAAAAUCUCUGUGCAGAAGAAAGUGAAGUUGGAAGUGAAAGGAGACCGAGUGGAGAACAAAGUGCUGGUGCUCACGUCAUGCCGAGCCUUCCUUCUGUCAGCGCGCAUCCCCACCAAGCUCGAGUUAACCUUCAGCUAUCUAGAGAUUCACGGAGUCAUCUGCCACAAGCCAGCUCAGAUGGUUGUGGAGACUGAGAAGUGUAGCAUGUCCAUGAAGAUGGCGUCACCAGAGGACGUGAGCGAUGUGCUGGCUCACAUAGGCACCUGCUUGCGGAGGAUAUUUCCCGGCCUUUCCCCACUGAGGAUCAUGAAGAAAGUCUCCAUGGAGCCAUCUGAGCGCCUGGCCAGUCUCCAGGCCCUGUGGGACAGCCAGACCUUGGCUGAGCCAGGCCCCUGUGGUGGGUUUUCCCAGAUGUAUGCCUGUGUGUGCGACUGGCUGGGAUUUUCAUACAGGGAAGAAGUGCAGUGGGAUGUGGAUACAAUUUAUCUGACACAAGACACCAGGGAAUUAAAUUUACAGGACUUCAGUCAUCUUGAGCACAGAGACCUGAUCCCCAUCAUUGCUGCCCUGGAAUAUAAUCAGUGGUUCAACAAACUGUCCUCUAAGGAUCUCAAGCUGUCCGCAGAUGUCUGUGAACAGAUCUUGAGAGUGGUGAGUAGGUCCAAUCGACUGGAAGAAUUGGUGUUGGAAAAUGCCGGGCUUCGAACAGAUUUUGCACAGAAAUUGGCCGGUGCUCUAGCCCACAAUCCUAACUCAGGACUUCACACGAUCAACCUUGCUGGGAACCCACUGGAGGAUCGAGGUGUGUCCUCAUUAAGUAUUCAAUUUGCCAAACUCCCAAAGGGAUUGAAGCAUUUGAACCUAUCUAAAACCUCAUUGUCACCUAAAGGGGUGAACAGCCUUUGUCAGUCCCUCAGUGCCAAUCCUCUGACCGCCUCUACCCUCACUCACCUGGACCUCUCAGGGAAUGCGCUUCGUGGAGAUGACCUCUCGCACAUGUACAAUUUUUUGGCCCAGCCCAAUACCAUUGUUCAUCUGGAUUUAUCUAAUACGGAAUGUUCUCUGGACAUGGUGUGUAGUGCUCUUCUCCGCGGGUGCCUUCAGUGUCUAGCUGUGCUCAACCUCUCCAGAUCUGUCUUCUCCCACAGGAAAGGAAAGGAAGUCCCUCCAUCUUUCAAGCAGUUUUUCAGCAGUUCUCUGGCUUUGAUGCAAAUCAAUCUUUCAGGCACAAAACUGUCUCCUGAGCCCUUGAAGGCACUGCUCUUGGGCUUGGCCUGCAACCAUAGCUUGAAGGGGGUCUCUCUGGAUCUCAGCAGCUGCGAGCUGAGGUCAGGAGGAGCUCAGGUGUUGGAAGGCUGCAUCGCCGAAAUCCACAACAUCACCAGCUUAGAUAUCUCCGACAAUGGUUUAGAAUCCGACCUGUCUACCCUAAUAGUGUGGCUCAGUAAAAACAGAUCAAUACAGCACCUGGCGUUAGGCAAAAAUUUUAAUAAUAUGAAAUCCAAAAAUCUGACGCCCGUGUUGGACAACUUAGUGCAGAUGAUCCAAGAAGAAGACUCACCCCUGCAGUCCUUGUCCCUGGCUGACUCAAAACUCAAGGCUGAGGUCACCAUCAUCAUCAAUGCCCUGGGCAGCAACACCUCCCUAACCAAGGUGGACAUCAGUGGGAAUGGCAUGGGGGACAUGGGGGCGAAGAUGCUGGCCAAGGCUCUCCAGAUCAACACCAAACUCAGGACAGUCAUCUGGGACAAAAACAACAUCACCGCACAAGGCUUUCAGGACAUAGCUGUUGCUAUGGAAAAGAACUACACGCUGAGGUUUAUGCCGAUUCCUAUGUAUGAUGCUUCUCAAGCUCUUAAGACAAACCCUGAGAAAACAGAAGAGGCUCUGCAGAAGAUAGAAAAUUACCUGCUCCGGAAUCACGAGACCAGAAAAUACCUUCAGGAGCAGGCCUACCGCCUCCAACAGGGCAUCGUAACCAGCACUACCCAGCAGAUGAUUGACCGGAUAUGUGUGAAGGUUCAGGAUCACCUCAACUCCUUACGAACCUGUGGGGGGGAUGCUAUUCAGGAGGACUUAAAGGCAGCGGAGCGGCUCAUGCGUGAUGCUAAGAACUCUAAAACGUUGUUACCGAAUUUAUACCAUGUGGGCGGUGCAUCCUGGGCGGGAGCCGGUGGCCUGUCAUCUAGUCCCAUUCAGGAGACCCUGGAAUCCAUGGCUGGGGAGGUCACGAGAGUUGUCGACGAGCAACUGAAGGGUUUGCUAGAAUCCAUGGUGGAUGCGGCUGAGACUCUUUGCCCCAAUGUGAUGAGAAAAGCCCAUAUCCGACAGGACCUGAUCCACGCCAGCACCGAAAAGAUUUCCAUCCCACGAACCUUCGUUAAGAACGUCCUGUUGGAACAGUCUGGAAUUGACAUUCUUAACAAAAUUAGUGAGGUGAAGCUGACCGUGGCCUCGUUCUUGUCUGACCGAAUUGUGGAUGAGAUCCUGGAGGCGCUCUCCAACAGCCAUCGGAAGCUGGCUGACCAUUUCAGCAGGCGAAGCAAGAGCCUCCCCCAGCGAGAGGCCCCAGACACGGAGCUGGUGGAGGAGAAGCCGGUGAAACGGGCCGUACUCACCGUCGAGGACCUCACCGAGGUGGAGCGGCUGGAAGACCUGGACACCUGUAUGAUGACUCCCAAGUCCAAGAGGAAGAGCAUCCACAGCCGAAUGCUGCGGCCUGUCUCCAGGGCAUUUGAAAUGGAGUUUGAUCUUGAUAAAGCCCUGGAAGAGGUGCCGAUUCACAUCGAAGACCCGCCUUUCCCGUCAGUCCGGCCGGAGAAGCGAAGCUCCGGGUUAAUCUCCGAGUUACCCUCAGAGGAAAGCAGGAGACUGGAGCACUUCACCAAGUUACGGCCCAAGCGGAACAAGAAGCAGCAGCCCACACAGGCCGCGGUUUGUUCCAGCAGCAUCAUCCCCCAUGAUGGAGAACAGAAUGGCCUCAUGGGCAGAGUGGAUGAAGGCGUGGAUGAAUUUUUCACCAAGAAAGUGACUAAAAUGGAUUGCAAGAGGUCAUCGACACGCAGCUCAGAUGCCCAGGAACUGGGCGAAGGAGAUGAGAAGAAAAAACGGGAUUCUCGGAGAAGUGGCUUUCUCAACCUAAUCAAAUCACGCUCCAGAUCUGAGCGGCCACCUACGGUCCUGAUGACAGAAGAGCUCUCCUCCCCGAAAGGCUCGAUCCGGAGCCCACCGGUGGACACCGCCAGGAAGGACGUGAAGGCAGCAGAGCACAAUGGUGCUGCAGAACGCACAGAGGAGAUGAAGACGCCAGAACCCCUGGAGGAGGGCCUGGCGGAGGAAGCAGGCAGAGUCGAGCGCAGUGACAGCAGGGGCAGCCCCCAGAGUGGCCGGCGCUAUGUGCAGGUGAUGGGCAGCGGGCUGCUGGCCGAGAUGAAGGCCAAGCAGGAGCGGAGAGCUGCCUGUGCACAGAAGAAGCUCAUCAAUGACGUCAUCUCCCAGGAUCCCUCCAGCCCUGUCUUGAGUAACACAGAGCGGUUAGAUGGAGGUGGAACAGUACCUAAACUGCACCCAGGUCUUCCGGAGGCCCGCUUUGGUCUGGGAACUCCAGAAAAGAAUGCCAAAGCUGAAACCAGAGUGGACGGGAGCUGCAAAUCCCGAAGCUCCCCCAGCAUGCCCACCAGCCCAAAGCCCCUCCUUCAGUCCCCCAAACCCAGCCCUGCAGCCCGGCCUUCUAUCCCUCAGAAGCCAAGAACUGCCUCCCGACCUGAAGACACCCCAGAGUCUCCAUCUGGCCCUAGUUCCCCUAAAGUUGCUCUUCUUCCACCUGUCAUCAAAAAAGUACCCUUGGACAAGGAGCGUGAUGGACAGAACAGCUCCCAGUCCAGUCCGAGGAACUUUUCCCAGGAAGUCUCGAGGAGAAGCUGGGGCCCACAGGCCCAGGAAUACCAAGAACAGAAGCAACGGUCCUCUGGCAAAGAUGGUCACCAAGGGAGAAAGUCAAGUGACUCUGGAGAAGAGGUGGAAAAAGAGUUUAUUUUUGUGUAACGGUGCCCACCCCAGGCCUUCCCGUGCAGGGUGCUCUUCUCAGCCCUCAGAGAGGAGUCGGGAGCAGUGCGUCCUUUUCCUUCUCUUGGUGCUUUCUUCUUUCUCUCCUUUUCUUCUUUUUCUAUGAAAUAUAUAUAUAUAUAUAUACAUAUAUACAUACAUAUAUAUGUACAUAUAUAAAGUCCACUUUUUGAUUAUCAAAGCACAUUUUUGGUCUUCCCAAAUUCGAUUUCUAAACACUGUUUCUUAUGCCUUCAACAAAAAGCCAGCAAUUAUACCAUGGCCCUACUUGAAUUUCUGAGGCAGCAACACAUUGCCCUGCAUGGCGAGUUUUUUUUUCAAAAUGAAUGACGUAACUGGACUCACACCCAAGUAGCUAUCCAGGAGACGCUGGGGCGCCGCAGGGCGUGUUUGUGUCAGAUUCACACACGACUCGAUAUAGCAAUUUAUUCUUGAUGUAUGCAACUGCACAUUGUAAUUAUAUUAACAGAGCACACUAAUAAAUAAUUUGUAUAAAUUAUAUAUAUAUAUAUAUAUAUAUAUAUAUAUUAGAUCUUGGGCAUUGUUCUUAUGUUCUUCUGUGGGGCACUUCUUUCCCUGUGUAGAACUGUACAUUUAAAGCUUGGUUGAUAGUCUUUAUAGACCAUCAGCAAGCCCAGCUGAAAACAGAGUAUGAGAAGCCCAGAUUUGUGUAUAUAGUUGAUUGGAAUGAGGUCUUAUGGAUAUUCAUGUUUUUUGAAGGCCUUUAAUUUCUGUUUCCUUAUUAGUUUUUAAUGUGUGGUUUUUAAGAGAAAAUUUUUGUCACCUGUAAAAAAAAAAAGUCUAAAUACUACUCUUUAUAAAACAUCUCACAAAUAUUCACUUACAUUACAGGCUGAAAGUAUUUUAUUCAUAUGUAUAUUUAUACCAAUAAAAUGAUUUUACAAGUGGAA
Molecule: messenger RNA, 5531 nt
Organism: Psammomys obesus (fat sand rat)
Lineage: Eukaryota; Metazoa; Chordata; Mammalia; Rodentia; Muridae
Gene: Carmil1
Product: capping protein regulator and myosin 1 linker 1
Exons: 37
Coding region: 484-4599 (1371 amino acids)
Biological process (GO): regulation of Arp2/3 complex-mediated actin nucleation; cell migration
Cellular component (GO): lamellipodium; plasma membrane
Molecular function (GO): protein binding
Source: RefSeq, a predicted model, not a curated record